Messenger RNA from Salpingoeca rosetta, 891 nucleotides. RefSeq lists its product as uncharacterized. The record is from RefSeq and is a predicted model, not a curated record. Gene Ontology annotation, cellular component: cell cortex. The transcript is spliced from 4 exons. Lineage: Eukaryota; Choanoflagellata; Craspedida; Salpingoecidae. Gene Ontology annotation, molecular function: actin monomer binding. The coding region runs from base 90 to 479 and encodes 129 amino acids.
GUUGUAUCAUGUCUUUAUCGAAUUUUCCCUAACCCACACCACGAACCAGAAGAGGAGUCGCCCAACGAACAAACCACACCCAAAUCAUCAUGAGCUGGCAAUCGCAUGUCGAAGCCUUGGAAGCAAACGGCCACGUGACAAAGGUUGCGAUACAUGGGCAAGAUGGCAACAAGUGGGCGAGCAGCACAGACUUUGACCUGAAUCCCGACGAGGUGCGCAGCCUGAUCUACGCCAUUGACAACGAGCAAGCAGCGGCAUUGCUACCACAACACGGCGUCCUCGUCCAUGCCACCAAGUACCAGUACCUCCGAAGAGAUGCCGGCCGCAGCAUUUACGCAAAGUCGAGAACGGGCGGGGCGGUUGUUUGCAAGACGACAAAGGCGGUAAUCAUUGCCACGUUUGAGAACCCCAUCUCGGCAACCGAUUGCGUUUGCGACGUGGAGCGGUUUGCAGACUUUCUCGUGUCCAUGCAGAUGUGAUAUCCUUGCUGCCAUUACUGUCGUGAAUAGUGGUUGAUUGUUGUUGAUGUCGUCGUCGUCGUCGUUGUUGUUGUUGUUGUUGUUGUUGUUGUUGUUGUUGUUGUUUGGUUGGUUGCUCGUCAUUGUCGCUGUCGUGCUACCGCUGUCGUUGCUGCCCUUGCGCGCGACUGUGCCCCUUCUCCCCGCCCCCGUGUACAUAUGCCUCAACCGUUUGGCGGGGUGGUACUGCCCUGCUUUUUUUCUCUCCGUGUUAGCCAGUUAGGAGAACACCCGCUGCUUUGUUGCUGUUGAUGCAUGCUGCAAUCUGUGAGCCACCUUCAGUCCCUUUCACUCCUUCUGCCUUACGUUCGUUCUUCUUAACAUUGAACCGCCCAUCUCCAACGUGCGCCACGCAUGUAAGGCAUGUGGUGAU